Messenger RNA from Xyrauchen texanus (razorback sucker), 3810 nucleotides. Its product is annotated as ras-related protein R-Ras2. Gene Ontology annotation, cellular component: plasma membrane. The transcript has 6 exons. Gene Ontology annotation, biological process: signal transduction. The coding region runs from base 263 to 871 and encodes 202 amino acids. The record is from RefSeq and is a predicted model, not a curated record. Lineage: Eukaryota; Metazoa; Chordata; Actinopteri; Cypriniformes; Catostomidae. Gene Ontology annotation, molecular function: GTP binding; GTPase activity; GDP binding.
UCCCCUCAUCUUGCAGCACAGUCAGUGCCUGGUAGCGAUUUAGUCGAGGGCGUACGGGCUUGAGGUAGCAGUGAAUGCACUUCUCCGCUGACUGUGGUCGUACUUUCCUCAUCUCGUACGGAUUACUACCGAGUUCACACCACGAUCAAUCGCCGCUUUGCGUUUCCCCGCUACGUUUCCCCAUCUGAAGGCCUGUCACAGAGUAAAGCGGCUCGGUGUGUGUGUGUUUAGACAGCGGCGAGAGAGCAGCAGUGUGUCCCCGAUGGCUGGCUGGAAGGACGGCUCAGUGCAGGAGAAAUAUCGCCUGGUGGUCGUCGGAGGUGGUGGCGUCGGGAAAUCAGCAUUGACCAUUCAGUUUAUCCAGUCAUACUUCGUCACUGACUAUGACCCCACGAUUGAAGACUCCUACACAAAGCAGUGUGUGAUUGAUGAGAGGCCUGCGCGGCUGGACAUCCUGGAUACUGCAGGACAGGAAGAGUUUGGAGCCAUGAGAGAACAAUACAUGAGGACAGGGGAGGGCUUCCUUCUUGUCUUCUCUGUCACUGACCGGGGAAGCUUUGAAGAGAUCUACAAGUUCCAAAGACAGAUCUUGCGUGUGAAGGACCGGGAUGAGUUUCCCAUGAUUCUAGUUGGUAACAAAGCUGAUCUAGAGCUACAGAGACAAGUGACCCAAGAGGAGGGCCAGCAACUAGCCCGACAACUCAAAGUCACAUAUAUGGAGGCCUCAGCUAAGAUCCGUAUGAAUGUAGACCAGGCUUUCCACGAGCUUGUUAGAGUAAUAAGGAAGUUCCAGGAGCAAGAAUGCCCACCCUCGCCGGAGCCCACGCGCAAAGAGAAGGACAAGAGUGGCUGCCAUUGUGUGAUUGUCUAAUUGGCCUCUCACUGCCACCAUUCACCUAGCUGCUGUCACCAGUCCCUGUCCCCCACCCUGCCUUCUGACAUCACAUCCUAUUUGGAUGAACUCGCUGCCUUUCCACAUGUGCAUGUCUUCAAAACAGCAGUCUUUCUCAUAGCCUUAUCAGGGGCGUUUUCGGCCUCUAGGACUUCACUACUAGAAGAACCAAACUGACACAAUCUUGAUCGAACUCACCAUUCUAGCUUCGACUAGAGUACUGACAUCAAUGUGACUUCGCAAAUAGAAUAUGGUAAUCAUGCCCCAACACUAAACAUCGCUUCUUACAAAUUUGCUAUAAAACACACACAGUUAUUAUUAUUAUUAUUUUUAUUUUUUUGUAUUUUGAAGGAUUUUUUUCCUCUGCCUUGUGACUUUUGCUGAUCAAAACCUUUGGGAUUGUUGAAGAGUAAAAUUUUUAGUCACUGACCUUUCAUGAGAUCUAAAGUGAGAUGAUGUUCUGAAGCUUUGUGUGUGUUGUGCCAUAUCUGUUUUUACUUCCAUAUGCUAAGCAGCAAUUGUACAUACGUGAAGAUUUGUGUGAGUUGAGACCGCCUUUAUAACGACAACUCAAUUGCCAGAGUACUUAGUGUGAGAUUGAUGAGCUUGUUUUGACAUGCAUUAAAACAAUAAUGUACUUGCAUAAAUGUACAUAGAUAGCCUCUAACAUUAUGUCAUUUGUCAGAAGUAAAGUCAAUUACCUAACUUUUAUUUUUGGCCAAGAUACCAUUUUAUCAUCAGUCUUUUUUGUUUGCAAAGGGCCAUUCAGACCAAAUGCAUUUUUGCUCUAAAAAAUCUUAAUGCAGCGCAAAGAAUAGAACAGAAUACAGGCAUCUCAAGAUGCACUUUUAAAAGUUUAAGUUCUUUUUAACUUGGCAUGGUGUCUAAAAAUGAUGCGCUCCUGUGCGUGACAAAAAAACAAAACAAAAAAAAAACACGGUGCAGCGGUCAAAGAUUACAGUCUUGUUCUUUUUUACAUAGGAAAACAAGCGCAGACAGACGCAAUAAUGUGUUCGUUGUGAACGUUCCCCAAGGCUUCUUGGCACGUAUGGAUUUGCUUCUUUUUAGUUCUGUGAUCUCAGAUUGUGAAAUGUAUUAUACAUGACAUGUUGCCAGAUUGUUCAAUCCUUUUUAACUCUCAGCUCAGAUUUCUACAGACUAUUUUCAGACUCAGGUUGCUCCAUUCACAGCGCUUUUACAAUGUUCUUACAAUGUACAAUGCUUACUCACUAGGAGUGCACAAUAGGUUCUCAAUUCUGUACUAGGUACCCCACCAAGAUCGAUGAUACAGAGAAGUAGUCUCUGAACUAAUCAUGUCUUUGUUCUGGCCUUAUAUUUCAGUUUUGUUUUGUAUUGGUUUUGAAAUGUAUUUAAGUGACUGAAACAGCUCGAGGACAAAUUCAAUUGGACAGUGGAACUGCUGACAUCAGAGGCAUCUUUUAAAGGAACAGUUCAAAAGUUCUGUCAUUAUUUGCUCACCCUAAUUGUGUUUCAGACCCAUUUGGCUUUCUUUUUUGUGUGAAAUACAAAAGGAGAUAUUUUAAAGAAUGUCACAUUUGCUGAUUUCCGUAUCAUAGCAGUUGAUAGUGACUUUAAUAAUCAAUGAGUUUUAAUGUUAUUGGUGUGUGGCCAUAUUUGAUUUGGGAUUUGUAUGCACAAGCAGAUCAAUGAUUUGAUUUGAGUGAAUAAUGACUUCAUUUUUUAUCAUACAAAGUGAUUGUGUACCUUCAGAGCGAGUCUGAUUGCUUUUGCAAACUACUUUUAUGACACUUUUGGGUGCUAUAAAAAUUGAGUCACUAUCAACUUCUAUUCACAGUAAGAUCAUAUCUGCAGAUGAAAGACAUAUGGGUUUGGAACGACAUGGAGGUUAAUUUUUUUAUUUUUGGGUAAAUGACCUUAUCACAUCAGAGAAAAUGAGUUUUUUGGGCAAUUUUUGCAUCCAAUGCAUUUUUGAUACAAUCCAGCUGAAGUGCGCAAGCAUUCAUACAUCAGAAAUCCACAUUCCCUCAAGAGUGGUCUGUUUUUAAUAUGGUUUGAGUGCAAGGUGAGGUUGAUGUCUCUGUGACAUUCACACUUCAUCAUGGUAUUUCUCAUGUAUCAGUCUGACAGCUGAUAAUUUUCUUCAUACUCCAAGGGUUCGUAUCACUAUUGCAUCAUGUCACAUCUUCUGUUUCGUCUUCCUUUUUUCAGUGUGCAUAUCUGUACAAGGAACACAAAUAAACUAUUUUAGUUUUGUGUUUUAUCAUCAUGUAAUAUAAGAAAAAAGAUGGAAGUGAUCUUUUGAAUGACAUGAUUAAAUGUUUUUAUUAUAUACUUUUAUACAUUAUUUUCUUAUCAGGCUAGUAAUGAGUAUUUUUAUAUGUUUGUAAGUGAAAAUGCUCUUGUGGCACAAUUAUGUGUAUAUGUAAAGACGAGUAUUUAAUAAUCUGUUUGCAGCAACAACAACAAAAUAAAUUGGCCAAUGGAUGUUGAACUGUGGUCAAAGACCUUUCCAGCUUUGGUGCUCUGAAGCUGUUUAUCAGCCCCCACCAAUAAAUGUUGUCCACAUAAUAGACCAUAAUUCAGGCCAUCUCCACUGGUGAAUUCUGGGCCAAUACUUUAGUCAUAGGCCCUACUGUGAUGACUCGUUUUAAGGUUUAUACCCUACCUUAAAGAUUUUCCUUUAUUCCAGUCACCAACAGAACUGAUCAACAUGAAAUGAAAAGCUUUUCCAACACUGUUUGGGUUUGUGCAGAUCAGUAGAAGUCAUGGUUGAGCUAGUAAAAAUAGAUGCACAGCACUAAAGGAUGGAACAAGUGCAGGACUCUUCCUCUUCUUAGCAGAGUCUGUGAACAUCUAAUCCAUACAGUGUUUUAUUUGUCACAUCUUUCCCACUAUGUAUAGCCUCUGAUGGUAUAAUAAAAACAAUAAUUAAUGUA